CGGUUGGCUUGCGUUACAGUCAUAACUGGGGUCUAUCAUUUUGAAAAAUCUCGCCUUCUUACCCGGCCCCAUCCCGAAAACUGACUGAGGCUGAGCGUCCCGCCUCCACGCAGCAAGUCCCGCGCCCUGGCGUGGUAGGAUCGGAGAAAUGCGGAGCAGGAGCAACUCUGGGGUCCGCUUGGACGGGUAUGCGCGGCUAGUGCAGCAAACCAUCCUGUGUUACCAGAAUCCGGUCACGGGACUGCUGUCAGCCAGCCAUGAGCAGAAGGAUGCCUGGGUGCGGGACAACAUCUACAGCAUCCUGGCCGUGUGGGGCCUGGGCAUGGCCUACCGCAAGAACGCGGAUCGCGACGAAGACAAGGCCAAGGCCUACGAACUGGAACAGAACGUGGUGAAGCUGAUGCGAGGCCUUCUCCAGUGCAUGAUGAGGCAGGUGGACAAAGUGGAGAAGUUCAAGCACACUCAGAGUACCAAGGACAGCCUGCAUGCCAAGUACAACAGCGCCACCUGCAGCACUGUGGUGGGCGAUGACCAGUGGGGCCACCUCCAGGUGGAUGCCACCUCUCUCUUCCUACUGUUCCUGGCCCAGAUGACUGCCUCGGGCUUACGUAUUGUUUUCACCCUCGACGAAGUGGCCUUCAUCCAGAAUCUUGUCUUUUACAUCGAAGCUGCAUAUAAAGUCGCCGAUUACGGAAUGUGGGAGCGUGGCGAUAAGACUAACCAGGGUAUCCCGGAACUGAAUGCCAGCUCUGUAGGAAUGGCGAAGGCUGCUCUUGAGGCAAUUGAUGAACUGGACCUGUUUGGAGCACAUGGAGGACGCAAGUCAGUGAUCCAUGUCCUGCCUGAUGAAGUUGAGCAUUGCCAGUCUAUUCUGUUCUCCAUGCUGCCCAGAGCAUCGACAUCUAAAGAGAUUGAUGCUGGACUUCUUUCCAUCAUUUCCUUCCCGGCCUUUGCCGUGGAAGAUGGAAACCUGGUGAAUGUGACCAAAAAUGAAAUUAUUUCCAAGCUGCAGGGGCGUUACGGAUGCUGUCGCUUUCUCCGAGAUGGUUAUAAAACCCCGAGAGAGGACCCAAGCAGAUUGCAUUAUGAUCCAGCGGAACUCAAGCUCUUUGAAAACAUCGAAUGUGAGUGGCCUGUGUUCUGGACAUAUUUUAUAAUAGAUGGAGUCUUCAACGGUGACGCUGUUCAGGUCCAAGAGUACCGAGAGGCCCUAGAGGGAAUAUUAAUCAGAGGCAAGAACGGGAUCCACCUGGUGCCGGAACUCUAUGCCAUCCCACCACAUAAGGUGGAUGAAGAGUACAAGAACCCUCACACAGUGGACAGAGUUCCUCUGGGCAAGCUGCCCCAUCUAUGGGGCCAGUCCUUAUACAUCCUCAGCUCGCUGUUGGCAGAGGGAUUCCUUGCCGCUGGUGAAAUUGAUCCCUUAAAUAGACGAUUUUCCACUUCAGUCAAACCUGAUGUUGUGGUGCAAGUUACUGUUUUGGCCGAAAACAGUCACAUUAAGGAGUUGUUGCAGAAACACGGGGUAAACGUGCAGAGCAUCGCAGACAUUCAUCCCAUUCGCGUCCAGCCAGGCCGGAUUCUUAGUCACAUAUAUGCCAAGCUUGGACGGAAUAAGAAUAUGAAACUGAGUGGGCGACCGUAUCGGCACAUUGGCGUCCUUGGAACCUCUAAACUAUAUGUGAUUAGGAACCAAAUCUUUACUUUUACACCCCAGUUCACCGACCAGCAUCACUUCUACCUGGCCCUGGACAACGAGAUGAUCGUGGAGAUGCUGAGGAUUGAGCUGGCCUACCUGUGCACCUGCUGGCGGAUGACGGGCAGACCCACGCUCACCUUCCCCAUCACUCACACCAUGCUCACAAAUGAUGACUCAGACAUUCAUCCUGCAGUUCUUUCCACAAUUCGAAAACUAGAGGAUGGGUAUUUUGGAGGAGCGAGAGUGAAAUUGGGGAACCUCUCGGAAUUCCUCACCACAUCAUUCUACACGUAUCUCACAUUCCUGGAUCCAGACUGUGACGAGAAGUUAUUUGAUGAUACCAGCGAAGACAGCUUCAGUCCUGACAGUGAUUCAGAUCUGGGAGGCUAUUUGGAAGACACGUAUAAUCCAGAAAGCCAAGACGAACUUGACCAGUAUAUCAACCAUCUUCUGCAAAGCACAUCCUUGAGGUGCUAUCUGCCCCCUCUUUGCAAGAAGACAGAAGAAAGCCACAUCUUCAGUGCUGUCCACUCCACUCGAGACAUACUUUCUGUGAUGGCAAAAGCAAAGGGUCUGGACAUUCCAUUUGUCCCCAUGACUUUGCCAACUACUGUCCUAAGUGCCCACCGUAAAUCGCUGAAUCUCGUUGAUUCUCCGCAGCCCCUCCUAAAAAAGCCUUCUGAAGGUGACUUCCAGUGGCCCAGAGAUGACCAUGGUGAAGUAGACUGUGAGAAGCUGGUUGAGCAGCUGAAAGAUUGUUCGAAUUUGCAGGAUCAAGCAGACAUUCUGUACAUUCUUUAUGUCAUAAAGGGUCCUAGCUGGGACACCAAUCUCUCCGGACAGCAUGGGGUCACCGUUCACAGCCUUCUGAGUGAGCUCUACGGGAAAGCCGGCUUGAACCAGGAGUGGGGAUUGAUUCGCUAUAUCUCGGGCCUGCUCAGGAAGAAAGUAGAGGUCCUGGCCGAGGCCUGCACGGACCUGUUGUCACACCAAAAGCAGCUGACGGUGGGCCUGCCGCCCGAGCCCCGGGAGAAGACCAUCUCUGCGCCCCUCCCCCCAGAGGAGCUCACCAAACUCAUCUAUGAGGCCAGCGGGCAGGACAUCAGCAUUGCCGUCCUCACGCAGGAGAUUGUGGUUUACCUGGCCAUGUACGUCAGGGCCCAGCCAAGCCUCUUCUUGGAGAUGCUCAGACUGAGGAUCGGCCUGAUCAUUCAGGUGAUGGCCACCGAGCUGGCUCGGAGUCUGAAUUGCUCAGGAGAAGAAGCUUCUGAAAGCUUAAUGAACCUCAGCCCUUUUGAUAUGAAGAAUCUGCUGCACCAUAUUCUGAGUGGAAAGGAGUUUGGCGUCGAGAGAAGCGUGCGCCCUAUCCACUCCUCCACGUCCAGCCCUGCUAUCUCCAUCCAUGAGGUGGGACAUACUGGAGUCACCAAAACUGAGAGGAGUGGCAUUAGCAGACUGAGGAGUGAGAUGAAACAGAUGACUAGGCGAUUUAGUGCUGAUGACCAGAGGCGGCCGAGGCCUGGAGUUAGCAGCAGGGAUGGCCUGCCUGGACUGGUUCUGGACACAACUAGUGUUGAGGGGGCUCAGCACCCCCACAGCCUGCACCCGGGCCUGGGCCCCUACCUGCUCGGCCUCCUCCCUAGGUCCAGCACCCCGUCCUCGCCCACUGGAACGUCUUCAACAGACUCAGGAGGACAUCACAUUGGCUGGGGGGAGCGGCAGGGCCAGUGGCUGCGCAGGAGAAGACUGGAUGGGGCCAUCAACAGGGUCCCUGUGGGCUUCUACCAGAAGGUGUGGAAGAUUCUUCAGAAGUGCCAUGGACUCUCCAUAGAUGGUUAUGUGCUCCCAUCCUCAACGACCCGAGAGAUGACCCCACAUGAGAUCAAGUUCGCUGUCCAUGUUGAGUCGGUGCUGAACCGUGUGCCCCAGCCUGAGUACCGGCAGCUGCUGGUGGAAGCCAUCAUGGUGCUGACGCUGCUCUCGGACACAGAGAUGAACAGCAUUGGGGGCAUCAUCCACGUGGACCAGAUGGUGCAGACGGCCAACCAGCUGUUCCUGCAGGACCAGGUGUCAGUUGGAGCCAUGGACACCCUGGAGAAAGAUCAAGCCACAGGAAUUUGCCACUACUUUUAUGACAGUGCUCCAAGUGGGGCUUAUGGAACAAUGACCUACCUCACAAAGGCAGUGGCUUCUCAUUUGCAGGAAUUGCUGCCCAGUUCAGGCUGCCAGAUGCAAUAGGGUCUCAUUGGUAAAUGUGACCACACUCUGAACCUGUCACAUGCCCCCUGGCCUCAUUGGAAACUUUCUAUUGUCCCCCCUCCCCCAAGAUCCCCUGUGCCGUCACAACAGCAUGUCCCACCAGACACCCUCACAGAGAGGAUAUGCCAGCUGAAAGCCAUAGAUAGAGCUGACGAAUCCUGUGUCCCCCAAAGAGCUUCCUGGGAUCAUCUUCGAGGUUCAUUUCAUUGCAACAUUUGUCACAGCAUCUGGUCUCGCGGACUCUGAGGAGGAAUUGGAAAUUGGUAUCUUUUGAAUGCAGAGUGAACUGAGAAGCCAGCUUAAAUUGGCUCUUGCAGAGAGUUACAGAAAUAGGUUCCAUGAGCUAGUGACACAUCUUAAAGACGCAAAGAUUUUCCAGCAGCAGCAGCUAGACGACGGACCUUGACAAGGAGAACAUCCUAACAGGAUGCAGUCUGUCUGUCUGUGCCCCAAACUGCUUACCAAAUAGAGCAAUUCUUUCUGUGGGAA
Molecule: messenger RNA, 4447 nt
Organism: Otolemur garnettii (small-eared galago)
Lineage: Eukaryota; Metazoa; Chordata; Mammalia; Primates; Galagidae
Gene: PHKA2
Product: phosphorylase kinase regulatory subunit alpha 2
Exons: 33
Coding region: 149-3937 (1262 amino acids)
Biological process (GO): glycogen metabolic process
Cellular component (GO): phosphorylase kinase complex
Molecular function (GO): calmodulin binding
Source: RefSeq, a predicted model, not a curated record